Messenger RNA from Exophiala mesophila, 2378 nucleotides. RefSeq lists its product as uncharacterized. Gene Ontology annotation, cellular component: lytic vacuole; endosome. Lineage: Eukaryota; Fungi; Ascomycota; Eurotiomycetes; Chaetothyriales; Herpotrichiellaceae. Gene Ontology annotation, molecular function: SNARE binding. The transcript is spliced from 2 exons. Gene Ontology annotation, biological process: SNARE complex assembly. The record is from RefSeq and is a predicted model, not a curated record. Bases 383 to 2308 code for a protein of 641 amino acids.
CUCCCUAGAAGUCCUCCCGCAAGACCCAUUCAUGCCAAUGCCGUGACCCCUCGGCCUGUUGCUUUCGCCCUCACGCCCCCAACCGUCCUUAACGUCUCCCUGCAAUGAAUACUUGGCGAUCCAGAUGCCCAAAUUAGAUGGCUAUUGGCUGCCAGACACGACAUCGCAAUCAAUUGUCCCUUAUGAGAUUGGAAGUCCACCAUCAUCACUUCUCAUAAAAAUCUUCCCGCCUAAUAAUACCGGAUGAAAGUUCCAUUGCCAUUUGCCCGCAAUCGUUCAGAUCCAUGGCGUGAAGCACGUUCCAACUGACCCCAGGAUCAAUCUCAUGAGAAACCAACUCUCCAUGUUUUGAUCGCAAUGCAUCCAUUCAAUUUCAACGGCAAUGUCUGAGCAUGGGCACCCCUCCACCAAUCUUCCCGUAGCCAGUCAACAUGAGCGACCUUUCCUCUACUCGUGGAACCGCCGCCUGCGACAUCUCCAUGGCGUCUCUCUGCGAAAUCUCCAUAUCACGUCCAACCACUCUCGAACCCGCGGAAAGACCGUCACCGAUGACGACGCGCCUCUGAACCUCGUUUCUCCCGCUAAGCGCGCCUUACAGAACGAUGUGUAUCACCUGCAACACGCUCGCUCCUUUAGCGAUUUGACUGCGUCUUUGGAAAAACAACCUUCUCCUCUAAGUCGAACCAAGGCCUCAACCUCGUACGAAAAGAACGAUGGGUCCCCCAAGAGGAGGCCCGAAGGUAGGCUUCGGCGAAGAAGUACCCUGCACUGGACUUCUGCUAGUCCACGGGAUCGCCAAUCCAAGCUCGAAGACAUGGUGCUCAAUCGGUUGGCUGAUACGUGGAUUUCCGUCCACUCUUCUGCUGCUGAGGAGCCCAUCUAUAUCACAGAGGUUGUUGAGCGCAGUAUGAACCCAACUUACGCCUACUUUGACCUGGAUGGUUGUGAUCCUGUUGCUUCUCGAUCUGAUGCAUGUGUCAUUCGAGUGUGGGCAACACCUUCCACCACCGACGAGUACUCGCUGCUUGUGGAGCUCGACGUCAAUUUUCGAUCGUUGCAUUACAUAGGCAAAAACCUGGAGACAUUCCAUCAUCCCUUACCCCAAAACUGUGUCCUCCUUCAUCUCUCUGAUGGUAUUUACACUAGUUUUACAGACCUACCAGCCAGCUCGCUUUCCGGCUUCAUCCCUUACAGUGAUGUCAGUGACCAAUCUGCCACCAAGACGACAUCGUCAUUUGAUGCGCUCAUGCAGCUUGCUAAUCUGGACGACUGCAUUCGUGAUGCGAUCAACGUGAGGACGCAGUUGGAGAACGACAUCAAUGCUAGUCUGGAUGGCAACAGUCGAGCCUCCAGCCUUGAUGAUGCGGCCGACUUGACUGACGAUGACGACGGGCCACAGGCCAGAACUGCACUCGCUGCCGAACAAAAACAUCUUCGGCAGCUGUCUAAACGCAAACAUGAGCUAGAGGAUUCGUUAAACCACAGACGUGAUGCAUUGAGAGAAGGUCACCAAUUCGAGGCCCAGAUUCAAGCGGUGUGCCACGAACGGGUCAAGUCUUGCACAGAAGUUGAGGCCCAGGUCAAAGAAAUGGAGAAGAAAUCGGUCGGCCAGAUGCGUCGAAUAUGUGAGGGGUUGCUGUCCAUCUUCCCUAUCGAGCCCAUCAAGAACCGUCCGCUGCAGUUUACCAUGCGUGGAAUACACCUUCCUAAUUCUGUGUACAACGACACGAACCGCGAUGAGAUUGCAGCAGCGCUUGGAUUCACUGCUCAAAUGGUCCUCCAGUUGUCCCUCUACCUUUCAGUGCCGCUGCCAUACCCUUUGGAGGCAUAUGGAUCGGCCUCAUAUAUUUCCGACCCCAUCUCCGUGGCUUUGAGCCAGAGACGAUUUCCAUUGCACCCUACGAACGUGCCGUACAAGUUUGAAUACGGGGUAUUUCUACUGAACAAGGACAUCGAGUUUCUGAUGAGUCGCUCAGGGUUGCGAGUCCUAGACAUCCGGCACACGCUACCAAACUUGAAGUAUCUCAUGUACGUCUUGACUGCGGGGACCGGCGAACUACCAGCACGGAAAGCCGGGGGAAUUCGUGCUCUUGGAGGCCGGCCAACGCCUGAUAUCUCCCGGCGAACCAGCGAAGAUAGUGUCCGGAGUCUGCCGGAGCUGAAGAAGGCAUCAAUCGAUCUCAGGACACACGCAGGAAUGCUCAGUAAAGAGAAGCGCGAAGAAAGCGAUCUGGCAGAUCCCUUUCUCACAAGUACUCCUGCUCAAGGUCUUCCAUUUAGGAGUCGACUUCCAUUCCAUACCGGGUAGAACAAGACUUGCAAAGACACAUACCUAGAGAACCCUGUAUAAUCAUGUUCUGAGGACGUAGCGAAUUGCC